Molecule: messenger RNA, 2507 nt
Organism: Capra hircus (goat)
Lineage: Eukaryota; Metazoa; Chordata; Mammalia; Artiodactyla; Bovidae
Gene: IL17RB
Product: interleukin 17 receptor B
Exons: 10
Coding region: 472-2049 (525 amino acids)
Molecular function (GO): interleukin-17 receptor activity
Source: RefSeq, a predicted model, not a curated record
GUUAAUCCAAAGGAUUUAAUAUUGGCCUUUCUUAGAUACUGAUGAUAUUAUUUAUUUUUACAAGUUCUUUUUAAAAGAUAACAUGAUGAAAUCAUAGUUCCUUUAUGAUUUGGUAAACAGUUCGAGUGAGUCCUUUUAUAUCAGAAGGGGAAUUUUUUUAAAGAACCUCGGAAAGGUACCAUGGACUGCAUUCUUCUGCUCUUCUUGGCACAGCCUGUCUUUAACCUGGGGAAACUCAAUAAAUAUUCUAGACUGUCCUAGAAGGCUACAGUUAGUGUGAAGGGGCCUCUGUGAUGGUCCAGAGUUAUCCACUGCUUGUGGCAGGGAAGGCUGAGCUGCAGAGAGGGCUGUAAACCCACCUUUGAUCUUUAAGGGAGAUGAUGGCCAGGCUUGAGGUUCAAGUUAAUGGUGGUUAAUCUAUGGCCCAUCAUAGCCUAUCAUAGGGCUGCUUAAUGUCUCCCAAACUGUGAAAUGGGACCAGCUCAGCUUUUCUUUGAACAUGCAUCACUUGUAUAUGCAUUUAAGGGAAAAGAUGGUGUUUUGUCUAAUUUGGCAAAUGAAGGCUUGUGGUUUGCUGAUAUUCAACAUGGCACUCGGUUUCUUUCUCUCUUGCAGACAAUUCAGUGUGGCUCUGAACCCGGACCGUCUCCAGAGUGGAUGGUCCGACACACCCUGACCCCAGGAGACCUGAGGGACCUCCGAGUGGAACCUAUUAAAAGCAGUGUUGACCUGGAGGACUCUUCAAUUUUGAUGAACAUAAGCUGGAUACUCCGGGCAGAUGCCAGCAUCCGUUUGUUGAAGGCCACCAAGAUCUGCGUGAUGGGCAAAAGCCACUUCCAGUCCCGCAGCUGCAUCAGGUGCAAUUACACCCAGGCGUUCCACACUCAGACCAGACCCUCUGGUGGCAAAUGGACGUUUUCCUACAUUGGUUUUCCUGUCGAGCUGAACACAGUCUAUUUCAUUGGAGCCCAUAACAUCCCUAAUGCAAAUAUGAAUGAGGACGGCCCCUCCAUGGCUGUGAACUUCACCUCCCCAGGGUGCCUGGACCACUUAAUGAAAUAUAAAAAAAAAUGCAUCGAGGCAGGAAGCCUGUGGAAGCCAAACAUCACCGCUUGCAAGAAGACCGCGAACACAGUGGAAGUGAAUUUUACCACCAGUCCCCUUGGAGACAGAUACAUGGCGCUCAUCCAAAAUACCUCCGUGAUUGGGACUUCCUAUGUGUCAGAGAAGGAACUAACUCGAACUUCCGUGGUGGUCCACGUGACUGGGGAAAGUGAAGGUGCUGUGGUCCAGCUGACUCCGUAUUUCCAUACCUGUGGCAACGACUGCAUCCGACAAAGAGGAACCGUGAUGCGGUGCCCACAAACGGGAGUCUCUCCUCAGGAUCAUGAGAGAAGUGUGCUGGGUGGCUGGCUGCCUCUCCUCCUGUCCGCUCUCCUUGUGGCCACAUGGGUGCUGGUGGCUGGCAUCUAUCUGAUCUGGAGGCACGAAAGGAUCAAGAAGACUUCCUUCUCAACUACCACACUACUGCCCUCUCUUAAGGUUCUUGUGGUUUACCCUUCUGAAAUAUGCUUCCAUCACAUAGUUUGUUACUUCACUGAAUUUCUUCAAAACCGCUGCAGAAGUGAAGUUAUCCUUGAAAAGUGGCAGAAAAAGAAAAUAGCCGAGAUGGGUCCCGUGCAGUGGCUCACCACUCAGAAGCAAGCAGCGGAUAAGGUCAUUUUCCUUCUUUCCAAUGAUAACACCAUGUGUGAUGGUACCUGUGACAAGAAGGAGGGCGGCCCCUGUGAGAACUCCCAAGACCUGUUCCACCUCGCCUUUAACCUCUUCUGCAGUGAUCUGAGAAGCCAGACUCAUCUGCGCAAGUAUGUGGUGGUCUACUUCAGAGAGGGUGACAUCAAAGACAGCUACAGUGCGCUCAGUGUCUGCCCCACGUACCGCCUCAUGAAGGACGCUACAGAUUUCUGUGCAGAGCUUCUCCAUGCCAAGCAGCAUGUGUCGGUGGGGAGAAGGUCACGCGCCCGUCACUACAGCUGCCUCUCCCUGUAGCCCAACCACGAAGCAGGAGACCCUAAAGCCUUCUGACCCCUCCAAUCACAGGGAAAGAAGUGUCUGUGAGAAUCUGAAGUUUACCAUAUAGGCUACUUGCAGGGAGGAUUACAGGUGAACCUUGAACAGCCCAAGGGUGCUGACCCCUCUGCAGCUGAAAAUCCAGGGAGAACUUCACAGUCCAGCAUCUGUUUCCAUGGUUCAACCAUCUGCAGAUGUGCAGUGCGUUACUUACUGAGAAAACUGCACUAAAUGUAUCUGCCCAGUUCAGACUUAUAUUGUUCAAGAGUCAACCAUAUGCAUAUCUGCUUGAGCAAAAGCAAUAGGGAGGAUUUACAACAGGAUAAUUUACAAAGGAAUACAUACACCUUAACCUAUUAAUUAAAUGUUAUACCAAUAAAAUUGUUACAAAUAUUACUAAAGACUGUGGCAUUAAAGAACGGGAACUAAAUUUAUAA